AUGUUUUACUCAGAAUCUUCACAAGACCAGCUUACUGCUCCAAAGAAAGAGGCCAGACGUGCCAGUCUUGAGAGUCAGCAGGUUGGCGGGGAAUUUACUGAAUUCCUCAAGACAAUAAAGAAGCCUGUAGCCCUGGAUGUUUCCAAGAAGGUCCGCAGCUUCAAUGAGAGGGUCCAGACUCUUACAGAAUAUUCAAUUGAAGAACUCUCUGAAAUGGUCCAGGACUUUUACCAGAGCAUGUCUGACCGCUUUCACUCGAAUCCACUUUACAGCAGCUGCAGCCCUGAAACAAUUGAGAGCCUCAUGGACUAUAUGGAGAAAUUCAUCAUGACUACCCUGUACCGCUCCGUUUUCUGCUCUCCCCACACAGAUGACGAAGAGAAAGAUUUGGCCAUACAGACACGCAUCCGAUCUCUGCAUUGGGUCUCUUCACAGAUGCUUGACAUGUCCAUUGCUGAACAUGAAAUGGGGGUCAGGCAGUUGAUUGACCAGGCUAUCACAGAUAUUAUAGAGAUGGAUGCAAAGCGAGCCCCACAGGACAAAUUAGCUUGUCUGGUCCGUUGCAGCAAGCAUAUAUUUGAAGUGUUACGGGCAUCAAAGGACAUUCCUGCAAGUGCAGAUGAAUUUCUUCCUGCCCUCAUUUACAUAGUGCUCAAGGCUAACCCACCCCUCUUGCAGUCCAAUAUUCAGUAUAUCACACGCUUUGCUAACCCCAGCCGAUUAAUGAGUGGAGAAGCUGGCUACUAUUUCACUAACCUUUGCUGUGCUGUUGCUUUUAUUGAGAACAUUACUGCCGACUCCCUAAGUCUAAAUCCUUUGGAAUUUGAACACUACAUGUCUGGAGAAGCAACUCCACCCUCACGUGGAAAUGAAUACAUGUGUGAGGGCAUGAGGCUGAUGUAUGAGAAUUUGCAGCGAGUGGCCGAAAUGCAGAAGCGACAUGACAAAGUGAUGGCCGAAGCGAUGCAACUACAACGUGAUGUGGAAGAAUUCAAAGAGAACUUCAAACUGGAAAUCCAGAAAGUCCUUGAACGAACACCCCUCGAGAUCAAGCCACGGAAAGUGAAAGUAGAAAUUGAUGAGGAGAGUGAAGAGACCAACAAGUUACCUCCCCCUCUUAUCCCAAUUCAGUCUCUAGUUGCUCCAACACCAGGAGGCACUAACCUGCCACCAUGUCAAGAACCAAUAAAUGCUACUCUCCCUUCACCAGUUUCAUCAGCACCUUCUACCAAUGUGAUGCCCGCAAGUGACAUUUUGGCUCCAACAGUAGUCAGUCUUCCCCCUGAAAAAAAUAUGCUUCCUUGA
Acanthosepion pharaonis is the source of this 1305-nucleotide messenger RNA. NCBI's taxonomy places the organism in Eukaryota, Metazoa, Mollusca, Cephalopoda, Sepiida, Sepiidae. The record is from the annotation of a GenBank genome assembly.